Aplysia californica (California sea hare) is the source of this 2088-nucleotide messenger RNA. Its product is annotated as E3 ubiquitin-protein ligase NRDP1. Gene Ontology annotation, cellular component: plasma membrane signaling receptor complex. The coding region runs from base 551 to 1498 and encodes 315 amino acids. The transcript has 9 exons. Lineage: Eukaryota; Metazoa; Mollusca; Gastropoda; Aplysiida; Aplysiidae. Gene Ontology annotation, biological process: positive regulation of JNK cascade; protein K63-linked ubiquitination; regulation of canonical NF-kappaB signal transduction. The record is from RefSeq and is a predicted model, not a curated record. Gene Ontology annotation, molecular function: ubiquitin protein ligase activity.
AAGACAAUAAUAUAAUAAUAUGGCGGAGUGUACCGCUGCCGUGCUGGAGACAAUGAUGGUGGUGAAAAUCUGUAGUCAUUGAUCUACCAUACAUUGAGGGCUGUGAUUUUUUUUUUAAGCGAUGCCCUAGAAUGACAGCAGCAUUUUCAUCCGAUGUGAACGCCUAUAUUAAGAACUUCAAGAAGCAGAACAGGAGUAGAACCUUAAACUAAGGCAGGCAGUCAGGGAAAUGAACAACUCAGAGUCAUACUGACUUGUUGUGAGACUGAGACAAACUCACAACAAAAACAGAACAGUCAUAUUAAAUUGUGAAACUUCUAGAAUCUAGAUCUAACAGUUUUGUGUAAAAGAUAAAAAAAUCAAGUUUAUGCUAAUGGAUAACAUAGGCUAGAUUAGUUGAAACAGUUUAGAACUGCAAUAGUAUCUGUCGGUUCAACUUCAAACUUUACUUGAACUUGAACACUGGAAACUGGACCUGGCAAGAUCCCCUGGGACUGAAUCUGCUCACCUUUUUGGUGACUGAAAUUGUAAAGGAUAGGAAGCUGCUGUGAUGGGGUACGAUCUGACCCGCUUCGAAGGGGAUGUGGAUGAGGAACUCAUUUGUCCCAUAUGUAGUGGAGUCCUGGAGGAACCACUGCAGGCACCUCAGUGUGAGCAUGCCUUUUGCUCAGCCUGCAUUCAUGAAUGGUUGACACGCCAGCCCACCUGCCCAGCUGACCGCAGCCCCAUCACACCCAAUCAACUGAAAAAUGUGCCUCGUAUUCUGAGGAAUCUUUUGUCUAGACUGACCAUCUCCUGUGAUAACAAAACUUUUGGAUGUCCAGCAUUAGUGAAGUUGGACGCUCUCCCUUCCCACCUUCAAGAAUGUGAGUUCAAUCCAAAAAAACCUGUACCCUGUGAAAAUGGCUGUGGGUCCAUCAUACCAAAAGAUGAAAUUAAGGAUCACAACUGUGUUAGGGAGAUUCGUUCCAUGCUGCAGCAAAUGCAGCAAAAGUUUACAGAUCUUCAAACAGAGAAUAUGGAACAAAAGAUGCAGUUGACUGAGCAGAAGAGAGAAAUUCAGAUGCUGAAGGAGCUGUUGCGGUCCAUGAGAGUGUCCAGCCCGAGAACCAAUGAGAUACAAAGCACCAUCGAGAAUGAAGAUGUCAUCAGGUGGGUGGGCAGUCUGCAACCUGCACGGGUGACGAGGUGGGGCGGUAUGAUCUCCACACCAGACGCUGUCCUGCAGGCGGUGAUCAAGCGGGCGCUCAUUGAGAGUGGGAGCCCGUCCCAUGUGGUCAACGAGCUGAUGGAGAACGCCCACGAGCGACGCUGGCCUAGUGGCCUCAGCACUCUGGAAACCCGCCAGCUCAACCGCAGGCAGUACCAGAACUAUGUGACCAAGAGGAUCCCAGGCAAGCAAGCAGUGGUGGUAAUGUCCUGUGAGAACCAGCACAUGCCAGAGGAGUUGAUCAUAGAGCCGGGACUCGUCAUGAUCUUUGCCCACGGAGUGGAGUGACCCUUCCCCAUCCCGUUCGGGCAAAUUAUGUGUCACUUUUCUGUUCUGGAGUAUGAGUGAGCUGCCAGCAGAGCAAGUUUCCCCUACCUCCUUCUGUGUGUCUGUGUGUGUGCAACCUGGUUGUGAUAACUUCAGUGCUGAAAGAGCUUGUGUGCGGGACCCAGGAUUUGCUGCUAUCAAAGAAAGGUUUCCUCUGAUGAGACUCAUGCUGGGGUCUGUGGAGGUUGCUAUGGUCUAUGUUGCCAUUUGCUCUAGAAACGUACGCUUUGUGGUGUUUCUGUUUUCUCUUUCAAGUCAAGUGGAUAAGUAUUUUAAAUUAUUAAGUGCUGCGUGACUGAUAUAUAUUCAUGUUUGGGCACCAGUGAAGAUCAUUUUUGUUGUCUUCGUGCAAGUUCCAAGCCUAAGCAAAUGUGCAAAUCAUUUUUGAGCUCAGGUGAUUGUUACCACAACUUCAUCAUAAAAUGUAUUCAUUUAAAGAUGUGAAAGUGUAUGUGGCAAAGGGCGUUUCUCUCAUUGAGAGCUGAGGGAGGUGAGGUGUGAGGGUUUUUUGUUUUCUUUUGUCAAUUAAUUUCUACUCUUUUUUCAGCAAA